CCAUUCGACUUCAAAUGUUUCUCCAGCUAUUCUCUCUUGUUUUAUGUGUAUCAUAUGCCUGUAGUACUUGCCUGGACAGUGGAGACAUAGAUAUCAAAGGAUUAUGCUUCAAGUUUGUGGCUCAACAGAUGACAUUUAAUGAUGCUCGUAAUUGGUGUCAUUACCAAAAUCCAGUCAUUUCAUCUUACUUGGCAUAUGUCCCCGAUCAGUACACCAGCAAUUUCUUGGCUUCCUACGCUCGCACUGCGUUUAGAUCUGCCAACGGAAUCUUUUGGAUUGGUCUGAGCCGUAACAAUAUUUCUAGUUGGGUUUGGGAUAACGGAAAUCCAGUGACAUAUACAAAUUUUGGCACACAACUCGGUCAGAACUAUGUGGCUGAAAGCUCGGCCAACUCAAAAUGGAGCACAUUUGGAGAAAAUGAUAAGAACUUCUUUGUAUGCAGUUAUGAUCCUGCUGCUCCACCAACUUUCCGACCUCCAAUUGUUACUACCACUCAAGUCCCUAUUACAGAAGACACAUCUUGCAAACCAAUUGGUUCAUUGACAUAUCUUUUUGCAUUCUCUAAUGACUUGGAUCCACAAGUUGUGAAAGAUUCAUGGAACAAUUUCCACGUCGGUGGCAUAGCAAUUGCAAGAUUUGACGUUCGUGAUGAAGAAGAUAUCGUAUACUUCACAGAUUUCAAAAACGCCACGGCAUAUUUGCUCGACCAUCUUCCUAAUUCAAAGUUAGGAUUUGGGGACACAAUGACAGGAAGUUCCAGCUUAAGAACUAUUGAAAAGUUCUACAACAGUAAAGAAAUACCGGUCUGCGGUGCUGUUUGCAUGGUUUUUUCAAAACGUUAGCCUAACGAGUCGGAUAUUUCGAAGACCGUUACCAUUGUUCGACAACAUCAUGGAAUGGUUAAUGCAAUUACAUCUAUUUAUCCAUCAGGAGGAACUCGAUCCAAAGCGCUUUAUAACUUAACUUCGAAAACAAAUGGAAUGAACAAUUGCGGAAAAGAUGAGGAUUUUGAAGAAGUACUUUCUUAACUUACUUAACUAGUUUAGUAUAAAACUGCGAAAACCUAUGUA
Caenorhabditis elegans is the source of this 1070-nucleotide messenger RNA. It is a transcript of the gene clec-165, whose product is annotated as C-type lectin domain-containing protein. Gene Ontology annotation, molecular function: carbohydrate binding. NCBI's taxonomy places the organism in Eukaryota, Metazoa, Nematoda, Chromadorea, Rhabditida, Rhabditidae. The transcript has 5 exons. Bases 15 to 842 code for a protein of 275 amino acids. The record is from RefSeq and is marked reviewed.